Messenger RNA from Cherax quadricarinatus, 440 nucleotides. NCBI's taxonomy places the organism in Eukaryota, Metazoa, Arthropoda, Malacostraca, Decapoda, Parastacidae. The record is from RefSeq and is a predicted model, not a curated record.
CUUACUCCUCAUCACCGUCUUAGCCUAGCAAUAACAUGGCAUCUGUGUUUGUCCUGCUCAUCGUGUUGAUCUUCCAGCAUCCUGCUGUAGGAUUCUUUUUCAAAAAGUUACACAAGUGUGAUGUUUCCCAGGUGCCUCAGUUCUCCCAGACUACUGUACAACUCCAGGAUGUUCAUAUAGUAAAAGAAGCGCUUAGAGCACCAAUAUACAAGCUAUCUGCAGUGCCCUUAACAAGCACAGUCCCUUAUACCACUUCAAGCCUCUUCCCCAUAAGAUCUGAAACCAGCAAAUUGCAGGUGACAGAGACGUACGUGAUAACGACCACUGUGGCUAUUCCAGUGUCUCGCAUUCUGAGCACCACCCUCUCUCUCACCACAACUCUUGUGAACUUUGCUACCGUUAUCAACCCCCAACCACUAUACUGUCUUCAAUACUGUUGA